Molecule: messenger RNA, 1335 nt
Organism: Phytophthora infestans T30-4
Lineage: Eukaryota; Oomycota; Peronosporomycetes; Peronosporales; Peronosporaceae
Exons: 4
Coding region: 1-1335 (444 amino acids)
Molecular function (GO): protein binding
Source: RefSeq, a predicted model, not a curated record
AUGAGCACGUUCGAUUCGGCCGAGGGCCAUCGACGAGUCCACAUUAUCGAUGAUCUGCUGGGAGCUGUUUUGGUGCUUGCGGCGUUGGGUAUCGUGUUGCUACUUGAGCUCACGCGAAGGCGAAUUUGUGCCGUAUACCAGUUGGCGUUUGUACUCUGUGCCGUCUGCACGUUCUUCGUCUUCGGUGGUAUCGUGGAUCAUCACUUGACCAACGAGCAGCUCACACUUGCGCUCUACGGCUCGUAUCUGUCCAGUUCGCUCACGACGUCGUAUGUGUAUCUGCCGAUACUGACGGCUCUGGGUGUUUCGUUCGCUGCACUUGUCCAGCUGUCGCUCUGUUCCUGUCAAUGCUGCUGUCUUGUGGGUGCUGCUAGCGUUGCACACCGUGACUGCUUCGCGGCGCGGAUACGAGCAAACAUGUCGUUAUACUCCACAAGCUUUGUCGCGCUCAUUGGAGCAAUCGGUGCAAGGCUCAACGCGAGGCUACGUGAAUCUGCUAUCAACCCGGAGGGUGGGACCGUACAUUGGAACUUGCUGCGCGCUCCAUUUUUCUUGGCCAUGGCGCAUAUUGGAAGCUUGCUGUUCGUCGCUCUCAAGCUCUUUCUGCAGCAUCAUUUGCUUGGUCGCGUUCCUCCAACGACGAUAGAAGACUUGACGCGCGCACCGCCGGCACCUAAAAAGAAGAUCAACCGAACACGGAGGCCGACAUCCUCUUCUGCUGCAUCAGCACUAUCCGAUGCGUUAGCGGCUCGUGAAGGACAACGUCGAGAGUUGCAACUCUCGGUCGCAGCAGCUCCCGAUAGGAUCAACCGUUCGAACAACAACCACGAUGGCGACGUAUCUUCUCUCAUUAGCAGCGACAGCGAGGACGACGAUGAAGUACUGCAACCAGUGUUCAAAUCGGUGGCUGCCGCGGCUGCUAUACGUCGUGCUGCAAGUCCGCAGCGAUCAGCGUAUUCGGGAUACUCCUCGAGCCCGCCCGCGUCACCGACGUCUUCGAUCGAUUCGUCUCUGUCGACAUCGCCAAUUGCCAGAGCUCGCGCUAGGCGAUACCGUAACGGCGGCGCAAACAACGAAUCAAGCCCCUGGAGCGACUACGAAGACACAAUAGACAGACUCUCGACUCGAGAUUACUACAGCGACCGCCCAUCGACAGCAUCGACCUCGUCCACAGCGUCGAUACACGGACUACGCCGUCGAGCUAACGCCGCAAAUAACUCAUCGACAGUGCAAGCGCCAUCAGAGUCACCGUGGAUUCCGUGUGUCGAUCCUGCCAGCGGUAGUACAUAUUACUACAAUCAACAAACUGGCGAAAGUCGCUGGGACCUGGUUUAG